Caenorhabditis angaria is the source of this 267-nucleotide messenger RNA. NCBI's taxonomy places the organism in Eukaryota, Metazoa, Nematoda, Chromadorea, Rhabditida, Rhabditidae. The record is from the annotation of a GenBank genome assembly.
AUGCGUGCAGCUCUCAUCACUAUUUUAUUCGUUUUGGCAAUGGCUUGCAUUUAUGUUGCUGCUGAAGGAACUGAAGCCACUCCUGCUGCUAAUGAUACACCUGUUGAUGGAGAAAAAGCAACUGAACCACCAGCAUCUGGAAACUCGAACUCAAAUGCCACUGAAACUAAACCUGAAAAAACCGAAACAACAUCAGCUGGUGGAAUACUUGGAAUCGCUUCGAUUAUCUCAAUGACAAUCUCCUAUUUACUUGUUAACUAUAUUUGA